UACGUUUCGGCCGGGGAUCUCGGCUGGCCUCUGAUUACGGAAAGCGUUUAGUAGCCAUCCAGCUGCCACGAAGCAAGCGACUUCCCAGAAAUGGCCAAUCUGCGUCCCCUGAGCGCCGAACUCCGUCGCAUUGCCGAAACGGAGCUAAACGAGGUGGAGGAGCGGCUGCCCGCCGAUCUGCAGGCUCUAAGGGAUUGGGUGGCCAAGCAGCCGCACUUGAAGGCCCGUACGGAUGACCAGUUUCUGGUCGGCUUCCUGCGGGGCUGCAAAUUCAGCUUGGAGAAGACCAAGUCCAAGUUGGAUCACUUCUACACCAUCAAAACCCUCAUGCCAGAGCUCUUUGGCAGUCGGCAGGUGGACGAAAAGAACCUGACUUUGUGUAGAACGGGAACCUAUGUUCGACUGCCUAAGCCCUGGGGACCCGGUGGCCCUCGCCUGCAGCUCACAAACUAUGAGAAAUUCGAGCCCAAGCAAUUCAAGUUACUGGAUCUCUUCCGCUACCAAACUAUGUUAUCAGAACAAUCAAUCCUUGAGGAUGACAACAGCAAUAUUAGUGGCUACGUCGAGAUCAUCGACAUGGGCAAACUGAGUCUUAGUUUCCUAGCCCAACUGGAUUUUACGCUCAUCAAAAAGAUGGGUAUAUUCGCAGAGAAGGCACAACCUACUCGCCUGAAGGGAGUCUACCUGUUCAACUGUCCCAAGGAGGGAGUUGCUCUACUGAAUCUGGCCAAAAGCCUUAUGCCCAGCAAGCUUCAACAACGGUUUCAAGUGUACAAGAAUCUGGAGCAAUUAACCGAGGUGAUACCGCGCGAAUAUCUUCCAGAGGAAUAUGGCGGCACUAAUGGACGUAUAGCCGAUAUCCAGGCGGAAGCUGAGAAGCAAUUGCUGUCCUACAAGAACUAUUUCGCACAGGACUCAAAAUAUGGAGUGGAUGAGCAUCUGCGGCCUGGCAAGCGGGUUAGUGCCGAUUCCAUUUUCGGCGUAGAGGGAUCCUUCCGCAAACUCGACAUCGAUUAAAAACCGAAAGUGUUCAAAUUAGUUGUUUAACGAGAUAAGGGAGAAAUGUCUCAAUUAAAAGCAAAUACAAUCCUCAA
Molecule: messenger RNA, 1094 nt
Organism: Drosophila subpulchrella
Lineage: Eukaryota; Metazoa; Arthropoda; Insecta; Diptera; Drosophilidae
Product: alpha-tocopherol transfer protein-like
Exons: 3
Coding region: 91-1017 (308 amino acids)
Cellular component (GO): membrane
Molecular function (GO): phosphatidylinositol bisphosphate binding
Source: RefSeq, a predicted model, not a curated record